AAGACGGAGGCGUGCCACUUCACGAGGAAGAGAACGGAUGCGAAUCCGCCCCUCGAUCUCGGGAAGACACCCUUCACCGGGGACUCACCUUUGCAACCGGUCGAAGUGCUGCGGCACCUGGGCUUCAACUAUCUGGACCGGAAGCUAACCUUCCAUUACCACGUGCGUGUGUAUGCCACACCGGCGCGCGCGCUCGCG
Epithele typhae is the source of this 198-nucleotide messenger RNA. RefSeq lists its product as uncharacterized. NCBI's taxonomy places the organism in Eukaryota, Fungi, Basidiomycota, Agaricomycetes, Polyporales, Epitheliaceae. The annotation marks the transcript as partial. The record is from RefSeq and is a predicted model, not a curated record. The transcript has a single exon.